Iphiclides podalirius (scarce swallowtail) is the source of this 258-nucleotide messenger RNA. The record is from the annotation of a GenBank genome assembly. Lineage: Eukaryota; Metazoa; Arthropoda; Insecta; Lepidoptera; Papilionidae.
AUGCUUUUACUUUAUGAAAUCAACCGCGCUCUAUACGAAACUCACGCGGGCGUCGCCGCGAGUAAAAGCUGGCACCGUCAUACCACCGCCGCUCCUGACGCGUCGACAGAUUCACCGCGACAGGUAACAAACUGGCAGCGCUCUAAUGUGCUCGCCGAAAGCUGGACCGUUCGCAAAACGAUAAAGCCGCCCGUUUAUCACGGCCAUAAAGUGUUAAUGCCAUCAAAUAUACACUCAGCAGCACGAAUGCGCGAAACG